Molecule: messenger RNA, 693 nt
Organism: Oryzias latipes (Japanese medaka)
Lineage: Eukaryota; Metazoa; Chordata; Actinopteri; Beloniformes; Adrianichthyidae
Gene: ggcta
Product: gamma-glutamylcyclotransferase a
Molecular function (GO): gamma-glutamylcyclotransferase activity
Source: RefSeq, a predicted model, not a curated record
AGUACUUCCGGAAAACAACCGGAAGUGUGGGUGUCAUGCCGAGUUCUGCUUGCCAAGAUCGGCAGAAGCUCAGAAGUGCUCUGCGCGCUCCCGCGGAUGAACCUCCACUCAGCAGACAGGCAAAACUCGACAGAACACCCGGUUCAUCCUCAGGCCACUUUAUGUAUUUUGCAUUUGGAAGUAACUUGUUAAAAGAAAGGCUACAUCUGGCAAAUCCCUCCGCGACUUUUUUCUCUAUCGGUCGUCUUAAGGACUAUAAACUGAACUUUGGCCUGUCGGACAGUCAUACCGGAAGUGAGUGGCACGGCGGCGCGGCCACCAUUGAAGCGUGUCCGGGCGCGGAGGUGUGGGGCGUCAUCUGGACUCUGAGCAACGAGCAUCUGUCAAGUUUAGACAACCAGGAAGGCGUGAGCGUUGGAAUCUACUCGCCGCAGGAGGUCUCAGUAGAAACGGAUGACGGUGUGAUCCUGUGUAGGACCUAUCAGAUGAAUGGAUUCCAUCCCUGUCCUCCUUCUCCUCAGUACAAACAGGUAGUGUGUAUGGGUGCAAGGAGGAGUGGCCUUCCCAUGGAAUACCAGAAGAAGCUGGAGGAGAUUCAAACCAACAACUACAGCGGCCCAUCCAUCCUUGAUCAAAUUAAAAUCGAAUAACUGAAAACCAGGAAGUUUAAAAAAAUUAUAUUAAAAAAAAAAA